Arabidopsis lyrata subsp. lyrata is the source of this 1520-nucleotide messenger RNA. Its product is annotated as gibberellin 2-beta-dioxygenase 1. Gene Ontology annotation, biological process: gibberellin catabolic process; response to light stimulus. The record is from RefSeq and is a predicted model, not a curated record. The transcript has 3 exons. Bases 431 to 1426 code for a protein of 331 amino acids. NCBI's taxonomy places the organism in Eukaryota, Viridiplantae, Streptophyta, Magnoliopsida, Brassicales, Brassicaceae.
AGUAUUGAUGAAUUGUAAACUUCAAGAAAAUAAUUGAAUACUAUUGGUUUAGAAUUAUAGAAAUUUGUAAAUCACAAAAAUAAUACAUUUAUAAUUAAAUAUUAAUAUGUGUGAAAACUCUAAAAAAUACAUUAUUUAGAAACAGAUGGAAUAUUUAGCAAAUAACUAAUCACAAUGGAGGCUUUCACAAAUUUUGUCUCUGAUAUAUUCAACUUUAUUGAUGUCGAUACAUAAAAAGAGAGAAAUAGGUGAUUUAGCUUUAGUUUUGAGCAGUUUGAUCGUACGUCUUUGUAAGAUCUUUUAUUAUCAUCUCAUUCUCAUCUGCUAUAUAUACACUCCUCCGAGUACAUAACUCGAUGUCUCAGCCUCAAAGCUAUCAAAAUCAACCCCCCCAAAAAACGAAAAAACCUAACAAACAACAAAUAUAUCAAUGGCGGUCUUGUCUAAACCGGUCGCAGUACCAAAAUCCGGGUUCUCUCCAAUCCCGGUUAUAGAUAUGUCUGACCCAGAAUCCAAGCAUGCCCUCGUCAAAGCCUGCGAAGACUUCGGCUUCUUCAAGGUGAUCAACCAUGGCGUUUCCGCAGAGCUAGUCUCUGUUUUAGAACACGAGACCGUCGAGUUCUUCUCGUUGCCCAAGUCAGAGAAAACCCAAGUCGCAGGUUAUCCUUUUGGAUACGGGAACAGUAAGAUUGGUCGGAAUGGUGACGUGGGUUGGGUUGAGUACUUGUUGAUGAAUGCUAGUCUUGAUCCCGGUUCGGGUCCACUAUUUCAGAGUCUUCUAAAAAGCCCGGGAACUUUCAGAAACGCAUUGGAAGAGUACACAACAUCAGUGAGAAAAAUGACAUGCGAUGUUUUGGAGAUGAUUACAGAUGGGUUAGGGAUCAAACCGAUGAACACAAUAAGCAAGCUUGUGUCUGACCAAAACACGGAUUCGAUAUUGAGACUUAACCACUAUCCACCAUGUCCUCUUAUCGACAAGAAGACCAACGGUGGGGAAAAUGUGAUCGGUUUUGGCGAACACACAGAUCCUCAAAUCAUCUCUGUCUUGAGAUCUAACAACACUUCUGGUCUCCAAAUCAAUCUAACUGAUGGCUCUUGGGUCGCUGUCCCUCCCGAUCACUCUUCCUUCUUCUUCAACGUUGGUGACUCUCUUCAGGUGAUGACAAAUGGGAGGUUCAGGAGCGUGAGGCAUAGGGUUUUAGCGAACAGUGACAAAUCUAGGGUUUCUAUGAUUUACUUCGCUGGACCUUCGUUGACUCAGAGAAUCGCUCCGUUGACUUGUCUUAUGGACAACGAAGACGAGAUGUUGUACGAAGAGUUCACUUGGUCUGAGUACAGAAACUCUGCCUACAACUCUAGAUUGUCUGAUAAUAGGCUUCAACAAUUCGAGAGAAAGACUACAAAUAAUAAUACAUUGUUUGAUUAAAUCACUUUGUUCGUGAUAUAUAGAUUUAACUGUGUGCUAUUUGCUUAUGUAUAAAUAAUAUAUGUAUGUUUGAAGUUAAUUGUUGAUCCAAUAA